This is a messenger RNA of Euleptes europaea (tarantolino), 901 nucleotides long. RefSeq names its product CBY1 interacting BAR domain containing 1 (gene CIBAR1). Lineage: Eukaryota; Metazoa; Chordata; Lepidosauria; Squamata; Sphaerodactylidae. Bases 14 to 901 code for a protein of 295 amino acids. Gene Ontology annotation, cellular component: ciliary basal body; ciliary transition zone. Gene Ontology annotation, biological process: cilium assembly. The transcript has 9 exons. The record is from RefSeq and is a predicted model, not a curated record.
CGUUGCCGCCGCCAUGUUGAUGCUGGGCCGCAGGCCGGACGCCAGGGACAAUCAAACUAGACAAAUGCGGGACGCAGUGUCGAAUGUGGAACACCAUUUUGGUGAACUGUGCCAAAUAUUUGCAGCAUAUGUACGAAAAACAGCCAGAUUGCGAGACAAAGCAGAUCUUCUAGUGAAUGAGAUACAUGCUUAUGCAGCAACAGAAACACCAAAUUUAAAGCUUGGAUUAAAAAAUUUUGCAACUGAAUUUUCCAAACUUCAAGAUUAUCGCCAGGCUGAGGUGGAAAGAUUGGAAGCUAAAGUGGUUGAACCCCUGAAAAGUUAUGGGACCAUUGUAAAACUUAAGAGAGAGGAUCUCAAAGCAGCUUUAACAGCAAAGAAUCGAGAAGCCAAGCAGUUGUCUCAGCUGGAAAGGACCCGUCAACGUAAUCCAUCAGAUCGGCACAUUAUUUCACAGGCUGAAAGUGAACUGCAGAGAGCUUCACUGGAUGCUACUAGAACAAGUCGACAGUUGGAGGAAACCAUUGACAACUUCGAAAAACAAAAAAUAAAAGACAUAAAGAACGUAUUUUCAGAAUUUAUAGCAAUUGAGAUGUUAUUCCAUGGGAAAGCCUUAGAGAUUUACACAGCAGCCUACCAAGCUAUAGAAAACAUUGAUGAGAAUGAAGACUUAGAGGUAUUCCGGAGCUCUCUGUAUCCUCCAGAGCACCAGUCUCGUUUGGACAUUGUACGUGCGAAUUCAAAGUCUCCUCUCCAGAGAACUGGUUCAUCCAAGUCUUGCACUGGAAUAGUUCAGAUUUCCAGGAAUCGGUUAAAAAAGGAAGAGGAGGAGGAUGAAGAUGAGGAUGAAGAAGACGAGGAGGAGGAGGAAGAAUUAGACGCCUCCAAGGACGAGAGAUAG